This is a messenger RNA of Tachyglossus aculeatus (Australian echidna), 2296 nucleotides long. It is a transcript of the gene CHP1, whose product is annotated as calcineurin like EF-hand protein 1. Gene Ontology annotation, molecular function: calcium ion binding. The transcript is spliced from 7 exons. The record is from RefSeq and is a predicted model, not a curated record. Lineage: Eukaryota; Metazoa; Chordata; Mammalia; Monotremata; Tachyglossidae. The coding region runs from base 134 to 721 and encodes 195 amino acids.
GCUGGGCUGGGCUGGGGGCGGGGCCUUGGGUUACAGGAGGAGAGGAAUUAGCCGGUUGGAGCCAGUCCUAGGCUCCCAGGGCUGGGGGAGAGCACCGUGACCUUUGACCCUUGACCCCUGCACCACCCUGGAGAUGGGGUCUCGGGCCUCCACCCUGCUGCGCGACGAGGAGCUGGAGGAGAUCAAGAAGGAGACCGGCUUUUCCCACAGUCAGAUCACCCGCCUGUACAGCCGAUUCACCAGCCUGGACAAAGGGGAGAAUGGGACGCUCAGCCGUGAAGACUUUCAGCGCAUCCCGGAACUCGCCAUCAACCCUCUGGGAGACCGGAUCAUCAACGCCUUCUUCCCAGAGGGAGAGGACCAGGUGAACUUCCGGGGAUUCAUGAGGACGCUGGCCCACUUCCGACCCAUCGAGGACAACGAAAAGAGCAAAGACGUCAACGGCCCGGAGCCGCUCAACAGCCGGAGCAACAAGUUGCACUUCGCCUUCCGGCUCUACGACUUGGAUAAAGACGACAAGAUUUCCCGUGACGAAUUGCUGCAGGUGCUGCGUAUGAUGGUGGGCGUGAACAUCUCUGACGAACAGCUGGGCAGCAUCGCCGACAGGACCAUCCAGGAAGCCGACCAGGACGGAGACAGUGCCAUCUCCUUCACGGAGUUUGUCAAGGUUCUGGAGAAGGUGGACGUGGAGCAGAAAAUGAGCAUUCGGUUCCUUCACUGAUGGACAAGGCCCCAACCUCUCCCUUCCUCUCUAGUAUUUCAGAAGUGGAACAUCAGUCUUCCCCACUGCCAUCGUCUCCUUUCCACCCCCCCCCCGACCCCACCCCAGUGCCCCUGCUGCUCCCGCAUGACGCCCCUGCCCCGGGGCUGGAGGAUGCGGGGAGAUGGCACCUUCCUUCCCCCUCUCCCCUUUUCCGAUCCCCUGCAACUCUUCCCCGGGGCGGGGGCUCUGAGCCGGUGGUGGCCCAGUCAGGUUUUCCCCGGGGGCCUCGGAUCGCUGCCCACCCCCGUCCUGCCCGCCUCCUGCCUCUGCCGCUUGAUUUCAAGUCUCGUGUUCCCCUCCGCCGGCCUUCCCGCCCGCUGCCCGUUAGCCCCUCACAUCUGGUCCGCCCUCGCUCUCGAAUCCAGUGAGGUCACUGAGCUCUGGGAAUCCGAGAAGCCGAUCCCUGUCCUGUGGAAGUCCAGGGAUGGGCAUCCCGACACUCCCGGGGUCACCCCAGUUCUCUCCACCUCCGAUCUCCCGGCUCUUUAGGGGUGGGAGUCCUCUAGUUGGGACGGGGAGGGCAUCCCAACACUCCCGGGGUCACCCCAGUUCUCUCCACCUCCGAUCUCCCGGCUCUUUAGGGGUGGGAGUCCUCUAGUUGGGACAGGGAGGGCAUCCCGACACUCCCGGGGUCACCCCAGUUCUCUCCACCUCCGAUCACCCGGCUCUUUAUGGGUGGGAGUCCUCUAGUUGGGACGGGGAGGGCAUCCCAACACUCCCGGGGUCACCCCAGUUCUCUCCACCUCCGGUCUCCCGGCUCUUUAUGGGUGGGAGUCCUCUAGUUGGGACGGGGAGGAGGGCAGAAGGCCACUGUCCGGCUUCAAGGCAGAGGGGAAGGCCACGGCGCCGGCUGUGGAUCUGCCCGCCCGUGACGAAACCCCAGAAAAUGGGGAAGCCCGAGCGUCGGCGGGGGCCUCGAGGAGAGGAAGUCCUGACUCACUCCGGCCCGAGAGAUUUCAAGUUGGCCCCACUUGUCUCGCCGCCCGUCGUACGGGACCGAGGCAACAAGCGGCCGGGACGAGGAAAGUGGCGGUUUUCCAGCACCAGCUGGGUUGGGAUCACUUCUGGACCAAGAAAGGGCUGGUUUUCCCCCUGCCCCUCCUUGCGCUUGCCCACGGGGGAGGAGGAUGCUUGGGGAGGGGAGCAGCGGCCCAGCGCCAAACAGUGCCAAGCCCCGCGGCCUGAAGUUUCCUUGUCUUGUUUCGUAAAACGUGUUGGGGAGGGUCGGGGCGGGGGGGACGGCGCGGACCAGGAAGGGGAGGUUUGGGCGGGGGGAAUCCAGGGACUGGCGUAAUAGAGGUACUGUAUUCGAGGGAAAAACGGUCAGGCACCCCAUCUAGGAUCGAGAAGGACAGUGAACUUUGAGACCACGUGACCCGCUUCAUUUUUUUUCUGUUGUUUUUAAGAUAAAAAUGUGCUUUCCUCCCCCCUCUGGCUGUGUAGCAAGCCGUUUCGAUCCAUGGUGGUGCCUUACUCUUCCGUUGAAGCUGUUCUCUUCGUCCAUCAAUAAAUUACGUCAGUGUUUGAAAAACA